AUGCAAAGCUACUCAGAGGAGGACAUGCAAAAGAUGCUUAUGUACCAAGAAAUGAAGCAUUAUAACGAAAUUGUAGCUAGCUGCUUUAAAGAAUGUGUAAGAUCUAUGGCUAGUAAGAAAUUGGUGCCACCAGAAGAAACAUGUUUAUACAAUUGCUAUAAGAAAAUUACUCUUUAUAAUGACAGAAUUGUGCUAGCCUUGAAUAAUCUGAGUUUAUCAAAGCAAACAUAA
Molecule: messenger RNA, 231 nt
Organism: Blepharisma stoltei
Lineage: Eukaryota; Ciliophora; Heterotrichea; Heterotrichida; Blepharismidae
Source: the annotation of a GenBank genome assembly